UUGUUUUAAUUAAAUUAAAGCCAAAGCAUCAAACUAUAAUAAUUUAAUUAUUUAUUGGUGAAAAAUUGAACAAAAACGGUUUAAUUACAUUUUAGGUAAAGAUGUCUUUUCUUCUCGUAGAGUUUUUGGGUAAUAAAGAGGGAAAAUUGGCGGUAGUACAUGACAAUUGGAUGACCCCUUUUAAAACACAAGUUUUUUGGCCGCCAUAUAAACAGAAAUCCCAGUUUAAUAAAGCCCUACUUAAAGGUGAAGAGGCCAAGGACACGUGGGAACUAUUUAAAAUAAAAAGAUGUUUUUACACUUCGGAUGAAGGUAAUGAAGGGUUGCUCCCUCGUCCCCCAAAAAUAGGUGAGUUCAAAAGAAGAACUUUAGAAGAGGGCAUUAAAUUAGGUUGUACCUCAAUUGGAGACAUUGAAAUUGAAAAUAAUCCUGCAACACCGAAAUCUUCACGGAUUCAAAUCCUGGAAGAAUCAGCUUUUAAUAAAAGGAUCAUAACUUUGUUAGAAACAAUUUCAGAGCAAAAUAAAAGAAUUUUGUCAAAUAUUGAGCGAAAACAGCAGCCUGCCAAUAUUGGGCCUUCUUUACCUGAGCUGCCAGUGCAAUUGCCAGUAAAAAACCUAGUUGAUUUGCAGCUUCUGGACAAUUAUUUAAAAGGAAAUGCCGACCAGUCUUCUGCUUUAAGCUCCUAUUUGGCAAUAUUGGGGGGUAAAGAUAUAACAAAUAAAAUUACUCGAGUCUUAAAAUAUCUGGUAGUGGAUAAGGUGGCAAAAUUUUUUAACUUUUAUGGAAAGAGGUCCAAAAAGGAGGCUUUUUGCGACCUGGCGUUAAGGAACAUUAUAAUUCGUGCUAUCAAAUCUACUGAGCCGCAAGCAGACGACAGCGCGAUAGAGGGGGCCAUAAAAGUCUGGUUAAAACACGCCCCUGGCCGAUUGGAAAUCAACAAAGAUCCUGCCCCUGCGGAUGAAAACUGAAAAUGUCUCGUCUGGAAAAAAUUAAAUAUAAACACAAAAUGUUCGUCGGGAAGCGACAGUUAUAUCGGAGAAUCGCUAACAACGUAAAAUCCGUUUUGGAAACAAUAGAGGAUGGUGAGAAACCAAUUUCAGAUAGUAAUUUUAAUGUAGAUUUAUCACAAAAUAUUCGUAUAAAUGAAACCGUUUCAUUGAUUGAUGAUAAUUUAAUACCCGAUUUAGUUAUACAUAGCGAUGUAGAUGCGUUAGUUGAAACUUCUAGCGUUUUAAGCAACUUGAACAAUAACCAUGAAAUGUUAGAGUUAGAUACAAAUAACUUUUCAUACCUUGAAGUUGUAGUAGAUGAUAGGCACGAUCAAAUUCGGUCAAGUACGUUAAACUUCACUGCGAACUUGAGACACUGGGCACUUAAGCAUAAAAUAUCGCACUUAGCCCUAACUGACCUACUGCAUAAUCUAAGUUUCAUACAUAAAGAACUUCCUUUAGAUGCAAGAACUUUGCUAAAAACACCCAGACAGAAUCGUGUUACUAGUAUGUCUUUAGGAAAUUAUUAUUAUUUUGGUUUAGCAGAUUGCAUAAUGAAAACUUUGACAGGCGCAUCAUACGAAGACCUGAGUAAAUUGAAAAACACAAAAUUACAAAUAAGCUUUAAUGUUGAUGGAUUACCAUUGUUCAACAGUUCCACUUUACAGCUAUGGCCUAUUCUUGGUCUAGUAAAAAUUUUUAAAUCUAUUCCUUUUGUGGUAGCAUUUUUUUGUGGAAGGUCAAAACCACCCAUAGAAGAAUUUUUUCAAGAUUUAAUUAAGGAAAUGGAGCAUUUGUUCCGUGAAGGAGUGCAAAUACAGGACAUAGUAUAUCAAAUAGAAAUUCACAGUUUUAUCUGUGAUGCUCCAGCAAAGGCUUUUGUGAAGUGCAUCAAAUCACAUGGUGGUUAUUCUAGCUGUGAUAAGUGUGUUGAGUCCGGUGACUAUUUCAAAGGUAGAGUUAUUUUAAGAAGCACAUCCUGUAAUAAAAGAACUGAUCAGUCAUUUUUACGUCAGCAAGACGAAGAUCAUCAUACCGGGACGUCUCCAUUAACCCAAUUAAAAAUAGGUAUGAUGAGUUGUUUUCCGAUUGACGCUUGCUGUCUGGGUGUUUGCCGCAAAUUACUAAACCAGUGGAUUGGUGGCAAUUUAGAAACGCGAUUGCCAGCUCGUGUCGGAAAGAAUUUUGCUAUGUAAACCUCAUAUACCCCAAGAAUUCAAUCGAAAACCACGUACUCUAGAUGAAUUACAGAGAUGAAAAGCAUCAGAAUUUAGAACGUUUCUCUUGUAUCUUGGUCCCGUAGCUUUAAAAAACCUGGUCUGUAAGGCCAUUUUUGAAAAUUUUUUGCUUUUUCACUACGCAAUUCCUAUUUGUAUUUCAAAAACUCAUCUUUUAAAUUUAGGGUAAAAUAUACCAGAUACAUUGCUUCGAACCUUUAUUAAUCACUGUGAUGCUCUUUAUGGCAGACAAUUUUUAAUUUACAACGUUCAUGUAUUAUGUCACCUAGUCUGUGAUGUAAAGAAAUAUGGACCACUUAAUGAGUUUUCGGCUUUCCCGUUUGAGAACUUUUUAGGUUUUCUAAAAAGCUUAGUUAAAUCUCCAGCAAAACCGCUGGAGCAACUAGUUAGAAGAAUUAAAGAGGGACAAAAACCUUACUAUAAAACGAUGAGAGCUUAUCAAAAUAUUAGAUAUUUGAUAGAGCACAAUUCUGGUCCCAUGCAUUUCAGUUGUAAUAAACUUAAAAAAAUUCAACAAUUUAAAAAACUGGAAUUCAAAGAUUUUACCCUCUGUGUUAGAUCUCAUAGCAAAGCGGACUCCUAUGUUAUUCUCAACAACAAUGUUGUUGCUGAAGUACACAAUAUUAUUUUAGAUGAAAAACAAAAAACAUUAUUCCUAGGAAAACAUUUUCAGUCAUAUGACUCAUUUUAUAAUUACCCAUUCCCUUCUGAAAAUUUAAAAAUUCGCACUGUACAGUUUUUAUCGGAUGAACUGCAAGUUUGGUCUCUAAGUGAGAUCGAGUGCAAGGCUAUAGUACUUCCAUUUAACGAUCAUUGGGUUUCAUUUCCAUUAAUUCACAGCCUAUGAUAAUGUGACAUAAUGAAAUUAAAACCCAAUGUUUGAACAUGAAAUAGAAUGGUAAUGGAAACAUAUAUGCUAUACAUAUAUUAAGUACUUGGUAUACUAUAGCAGCUAUAGUAUAGCUUUGCAUUCAAUGAUAGUUAGCAUAUAGCACAUAUUAUUUUAAAAGACAUUUGUCUAUGAAUAUUUUUUUAAUUAUUAUCUGAAAUUGGUUUCUAGAAACUAGCUAUUAAUCGCAUUAAAUUAAUGAUAUUUAUUAUCAAAGAAAAAC
Molecule: messenger RNA, 3342 nt
Organism: Brassicogethes aeneus
Lineage: Eukaryota; Metazoa; Arthropoda; Insecta; Coleoptera; Nitidulidae
Source: the annotation of a GenBank genome assembly